UUCACAACAUCAGGAACAGUUAAUUUGUUUACAAACGAAAAUCCUGACUGUGUCUUUGUCCGUAACGGUUAUCUUGCCGAAAUGGCCAUUAAUUAGCAACUGCAUUUGAUUGUGUAUCUCUUCAAAAUGCCGGAAAAACAGACUUUCAAACAAACUCUUCAAAUGAAAAGAAAUUACAUGGGAAGAGCAUGUAAACUACAUUUUGAAAGUUCCCCUUUGAAGAUUGUUCAAGCUUCCAGACAGUACAUGUAUGAUGACACUGGCAAUGAGUAUCUUGAUUGUAUUGGUAAUAUUUCCCAUGUAGGUCAUUGUCAUCCACAUGUGACAAGGGCUGGCCAGGACCAGUUAGGCACACUGGUUGCUUCUACCGGUUUCCUAAAUGAAAAAUCGGUUGAAUAUGCCAAGAGAAUGAUUGAAACAUUACCAGAAAAAUUAUGUGUUUGUUUCAUGGUAAACUCUGGAUCUGAGGCCAAUGAUUUAGCAGUUCGGCUGUGUCGAUCCUAUACUGGACAUCACGAUGUAAUGGUUAUUGAUCAUGCCUUCCAUGGUAAUGUCUCUGUGAUUGCUGAUCUCAGUCCAUUUAAAUGGCAGAAAUUAGGGAUGGAGAAGAAAGAUUGGGUACAUGUGGUACCAUUUCCUGAUACAUACAGAGGUAAAUACAGAGAGGACUCCAUCAAUCCUGGUUUGUUGUAUGCUAAUGAAGCCAGAAAUAUCAUACAAUCUGCACAUGAAAAAAAAAGAAAAAUAGCCGCUUUUUUGUGUGAACCUAUGAUGGUAACAGCUGGAGUUGUUGAAUAUCCUCCUCACUUUCUAAGUCAAACUUUCAGAGCUGUACAUGAAGCAGGAGGACUAUGCAUAAUAGAUGAGGUUAACACAGGAUUAGGAAGAACUGGAGAUCAUUUCUGGGCUUUCCAAUCUCAAGAUGUAGUUCCAGACAUUUUAGUGGUAGGGAAGCCUCUAGGCAAUGGUUUUCCAAUGGCUAUGGUUAUCACUUCCAAAGAAAUAGCUGAUAAUCUCAGUGAAUACACUAAUACUUUUGGUGGAAACCCAGUUGCCUGUUCCAUUGGUUUAGCAGUUUUAGAUGUUAUACAGAAUGAGAAGUUACAAUCAAGUGCAAAAUCUGUAGGCAAAUGUUUCAAAGAUGGACUUAAAGCUAUUGCACCUAAUCAUCCAAUGAUUGGUGAUGUUAGAGGCCGAGGGAUGAUAGUAGGCAUAGAAAUAGUUACAGACAAGGAGAGUAGAAAACCUUCACCAGAAGCUGCAGAUUUACUGGCUCAUAAGUUAAAAGAGAACAAGAUAAUUAUUGCUAAUGAAGGACAGGACAAGAAUGUGAUGUUGAUUACACCACCGCUGUGUUUUACAUGUGAUAAUGCCAGACAUGUCGUACAGGCAAUUGACUCAGCAUUGGCAGAAAUAGAGAAAGGUGCCUCAGAGGCUGGAUUAAAUCAAUCUAGUUUGGGAGAGAAUAGGAUGGAUAUUCCGUUAAAUAUACUGUCAAUGCCAUCAACAUCAGGAUACUCUUCAGAGGAGUCAGACUCUGACUCUGAACACCCAAGUAAGAGAGCAAGAUAUGAGGAAGUGGACUGAUUAUAUGCGUCUCAUGGAAAAGAAAUGGGCAUUGAAAGAGCAAGAAAUCUAAAAGCUGUGAUUCCUUAUUGUCUAUCGUUUCCCAGUGAUUUAUAGUGUAUAUUAUUGUGUUCAUGCUCUUGUAGUACAUGUAUUUUAUGAUAUUGUUUUGAUAUUAUGUAUUGUUGACUAUUGAAUGAUGAUCAUGAAAUAGUUACUAUUCUAAUAGAUGACAUUCAUCAAAAUGUUUAGGAUAUUUUUUACCAUUGACUUUUACAAAUUUUUAAAGAAAUCAUCUGGGCAACAGGGCUUGUAUUCUAUAGGAAACAGGGCCUGUAUCAAAAACAUGAAAACUGUCAUCAGAUCAGCUUGUUACAUUAUUAUUUCGACAGAAGACACAUUGUGUUUUUGCAAGAUAAGGUACCUGUUUUUGCAUGUGAAAAAAGUUGCUGCAUUUGGGAUAUGCCUGUAAUUCAUUUUUAAAAAGCAUUUGAAUAGAAUCAUUGGGUUAUAGUAUUAGUUUGUUAUUCACCUAUCGGCCUCUUCAAUUUAUAAUAGUAUUUUCCAGCUAUGGUUAACAGUUAUGAAAAUAAUUUAUUGAAAUUAAAAAUCUCAAAUAUCACUUUAUAAAACUGAAACUGCAUUAAAAAGAGGAAUUAUAAUACCUGUCUAAAGUAAUAUUCCAUGCAUCUAGUGCAAUAAAGCAAACAAGUUUUUGUAUCAAGUUUUAUUCAAGAAACAUUUUUGUGUUAAAAGUAAACAAGAAAAAACCACAAGUAGGAUCAUUUGAUACUUAGAGAAUUCUGUUUGUGAGUCCAACUGUACUUUUAUAAUGAGAUGAGUUUUACAGACUGGUAUAAAAUAAAAUGAGCCUAGUACUUAUUCAACAUACAGUUUAUAGCAAACAAAAUGAGUUAUAAUCUCUGGAAAUUUACUGUCAUUCAGACAAAUUUUUGCCUAAUGGAUACACAAAGAUAAAUAGUAAAUUGACUUGAUUUAAGGAAUUAAUUGUUAUAUUUUUAAUUAAAUAAAAUACUUUAGUAUUAAAAUAACGUAACCUGAAGAAAAAGCUUCUUUGUUUACAAUGAAAAUGAGAUCAUACAUUAAAUUCCUAACAACAGGACCAACAUUGGAUACCUUUUCGUAGAUCAGUUACCGUUUCAACAGUAAUUAUGCUGGGAAUUCAUUUUUUUAUACAAUUUGGUAAAGAGUUAUAAUUUAUUGUUGAUUUUUCACUCGUGGAGACAAUGAUUAGGGUAUCUCAAAAGUUACCAAUUGUUUUUAAAUAAUAGUGAUUUUUCAUAUUUUUUUAAUGUCAUAGUUUGUAAAAUGUAAAUUAAUUGAUGGCUUUAGUACAUUUUACUGUAAUUUUAAUUUUGCAAAAAUCUGUAUUUAAAUAGUUAUUUAUAAGGAUUUUGUCCUCUUUCACAUUUAUUAACACCUGACUCAUAUUAUUUUACAUGUAAGAAGAUAGUACAGUUUUAAUAUAAUAGAACAUUCCAUUAAGAUGGAUUUUAUUAUAUUGUUUAUUAGAUAAAGUAACUGUUUUAUUUGACAAUCACAGAUUCAGCUCAUUUUAUAUUUUAGAAUCUGUUUUAAUGUUUAUAUACUGAAUAUUCAGGAAGUUGUUUAAAUGAUUAUUUACUUAGUGCAAUGCAUCACACAUGUGUUUUAAUAAAUGCUGUUGUAUGUGUAUGUUAUCUUGUCUUGUAAGACUUUCUGAAGCUUAGUUGAAGUUCCUUUAUAUCAUUGUUUUAAGUUAGUUUGAUAGGAACAUAUUGCGAUAGAUCAAUGAUAUUUUGUGUAAAGUUGCAUUACUAUCAGUACAUAUCAGUUGGACGACUAUUUCGAGGCCUUGCUCCUAGAUCAUGGUCCAGUGACUUUGAAUUAAUUAGCAAUUUUCAAUGUUAAGUUUUCUGCUAAAUUAGUUUGAUAGGAACUGCUUGUGUAUAGAUCAAUGAUAUUCUGAAUAAAGUUGCAUAACUAUCAGUACACAUCAGUUUGACGACUAUUUUGAGGCCCUGCCCCUAGAUCAUGGUCCAGUGACUUUGAAUUAAUAAGCAAUUUUCAAUGUUAAGUUUUCUGGUUGUCAGUUUGAUAGGAACUUCUGGUGAUAGAUCAAUGAUAUUUUCUAUAAAGUUGCAUUACUAUCAGUACAUAUCAGUUUUACAACUAUUUUGAGGCCCUGCAUCCUAGGUCAUGGUCCAGGGACUUAGCAAUGUUGCUGUCCAUCAGAUUGUCUUUUAUCAAAUUUUCUGCCAAAAGGCCAGACAGAUCUCUGUGUCAACAAUUUAUUAUACUUUCCUUUUGACAUUUCAGUAUCUUUUUUAAAAAUGUUAAUGUGUUAUAUUUUCAAUCCCCUUUCAAUCAAAUAUUGUAAACACUUAUUUGUAACUUAAAGGUAAUACAGUUUUAGAUUAUAAUAUAAGAACAAGUAAUUUUUAUACGACCGCAAAAAUUUUUGCGGUCGUAUAUUGGUAUGACGUUGGCGUUGUCGUCCUGCGUCGUCCGAAGACACAUUGGUUUUCGCACUCUAACUUUAGUUUAAGUGAAUGGAUCUCUAUGAAAUUUUACCAUAAGGUUCAAUACCACAAAAGGAUGGUUGGGAUUGAUUUUGGGGGUUAUGGUACCAACAGUUAAGGAAUUUGGGGCCAAAAAGGGGCCAAAAAUAAGCAUUUUUGUAACUUCCAGACAUAACUUGUGUGUUAGUGUAUGGAUCUCUCUGACAUUGUACCACAAGGUUCCAUAUCACAAAGGGAAUGCUGGGAUUGAUUUUGGGGGUAAUUGCCUCAAAAUAUUAGGAAUUAGGGGCAAAAAACAAGGAUUUUUCUAGUUUCAUGACAAUAACUUGUGUGUAAGUGUUUGAAUAUUUCUGAAAUUGUACUACAAGGUUCCAUAUCACAAAGGGAAAGCUGGAAUUGAGUUUGGGGGUAAUUGCCCGAAACGUUUAGGAAUUGGGGGCCAAAAAGGGGCCAAAAAUAAGCAUUUUUCUAGUUUCCAGACAAUAACUUGUGUUCAAGUGUAUGGAUCUCUCUGAAAUUGUACUGCAAGGUACCAUACCACAAAGGGAAGGCUGGGAUUGAGUUUGGGGGUGAUGAAUCAUAAGGGGGUUCAAAAAAUUUGGGGGGGGAUUUUUUUUUUUUUCCUUUUUUUCUUUUUUUCUUUUAAAAUUUUCCAUUUUAAGUUGGUUAUUUCUGAUUUAUAUUUAAAAGCAAAGAAUAAUGAUAUGGUAGGAGAUACACACCAAACAGGAUGUGAAAAUUAUUAUAUAAUAAGUAUUGUGCAAUAGCAAGAAAUUUUCAAUUGCACAGUAUUGCACAAUAGAAAGAAAUCUUCAAUUGCACAGUAUUGCGCAAUAGCAAGAAAUCUUCAAUUGCACAGUAUUGCGCAAUAGCAAGAAAUAUCCAAUAGCACAAUAUUGCGCAAUAGCAAGAAAUUGUCAAUUGUGCAGUAUUGCGCAAUAGCAAGAAAUAUUCAAUUGCACAGUAUUGUGCAAAAGAAGAUACUUCGUAUAAAUUGCUUAUUUCUUGGCCAAUUUCAAUGGGGUUUUAUUCUUGAAUUCUUGGGGUUCUUUAAUAUGCUGAAUCUAACCGUGUAUUAAGUUUUUGGAUUUUGGGCCCCAUUUUUAAAUUGGUCCACAUUGAGGUCCAAAGGGUCCAAAAUUAAACUUUGUUUGAUUUCAUCAAAAAAUGAAUUAUUGGGGUUCUUUGAUAUGCCGAAUCUAACCGUGUAUUUAGAUUCUUAAUUUUUGGUUCUGUUUUCAAAUUGGUCUACAUUAAGGUCCAAAGGGUCCAAAAUUAAACUAAGUUUGAUUUUAACAAAAAUUGAAAUCUUAGGGUUCUUUGAUAUGCUGAAUCUAAACAUGUAUUUAGAUUUUUGAUUAUGGGCCCAGUUUUCAAGUUGGUCCAAAUCGGGGUCCAAAAUUAAACUUUGUUUGAUUUCAACAAAAAUUGAAUAUAUGGGGUUCUUUGAUAUGCUGAAUCUAACCAUGUAUUUAGAUUUUUGAUUUUUGGGCCCCGUUAUCAACUUUGUCCACAUUGAGGUCUAAAGAGUCCAAAAUUAAACUUUGUUUGAUUUCAUCAAAAAUUGAAUUCUUGGGGUUCUUUGAUAUGCUGAAUCUAACCAUGUAUUUAGAUUUUGGAUAUUGGACCAUAAUAGGUGAAUGUCCAAUUUAAAAUUUUUAAGUUCUUAGACCACAUUGAUUCAUUCUGUGUCAGAAACCUAUGCUGUGUCAAAUAUUUAAUCACAAUCCAAAUUCAGAGCUGUAUCAAGCUUGAAUGUUGUGUCCAUACUUGCCCCAACUAUUCAGGGUUCGACCUCUGCGGUCGUAUCAAGCUGCGCCCUGCGGAGCAUUUUAUUUAGAGUAUUUUCCUUAAAUUCUUUCAGGGGCCUUGGUGGCUUGGUGGUCUAAGUAGUUCAACUACUGUAUCACUAGCCUGUCAACACUGAGGUUGUGAGUUUGAACCCAGACUCAAAUCUUAAUUGACUAGGAUUGUCAGUCAUCCUGUAGAAGGUCGGUGGUUCUCUCAGCUUUCUCCACCAAUAAAAACUGAUCGCCAAGAAAUAGCCAAAACACCAACCAAUCAAUCAAUCAAUUAAUUUUUUUCAGAAAAUAAAAUAUUUAUAAUACUUACAGAUAUUUCCUUUUUAUUGUUGAUCAGUUUUAUUAUUUGUUUAGAAACAAAUUUCCAGGGAAUUUUUUUGGUUUUUCACUAUAGGACCAUCAGAAUUCAAUAAAACUUCUUUUGAACAUUGUCUACAUGGUUUACAGACAACAAAUAAGCCAGGUUUAUGCUUUUAACUUCAAAUUUCAAGAUACAUGUAAUAUUCUUAUUUUUUGUUGUACAUUUAAUUUGUAAAAAUGAGUUGUAAAAUGUUUUAUGUCUAAAUAUAGUAUUUAUAUUUGUAAUUUUCAUUAUAUACAACUAUUACCUCAAAGAGAUCACUGUUCUAUGAAAAAAACAGCGUUUUGUUUAUAUCCAUCAACUAGCAGUUAUUCUAUAUUGCAUUUAUUUGAGAAUGAAAAAUUGGAAAUAUAUUACUAUGCUUACCAUUUGAAUAUUUUAACUGGAAUUAGCCUAAGUAAUCUAAUUUGCAAUUUAAAUCAAGUCAUUUGUUUUGUUAUUUCUUCCUGUUCUGUUAAACAUCUAAACGGUAUUAUAAGAACUUGAUAUUUGAGAAUAAUUAGAGAAUCUGAUGAAAACCAGAGAUUGAAAGAUGGUACAGAUGAAAAGCAAGAUGAGAUAAGGCCAAUUUUGGCACAGUUUUAAUUUUUUUUUUCAGAAUGAUCAUAUUUAAAUGAGGAAUUUUGGAUUCAAUAGCCAAAGAAGUAUUCUUCAUACAACAAACCAUCUUUUUUUAUAUCAAGCUUUCAUGCCAGAACUUACACCUUAAGAAGCAAAAUAUAAGUUUCAGUGGAAAUGUUAUAAAAAAUUUUGGUAUCCUUUGAUCAUUUCUUGAUAGUCAUGUCAUUUGCAAUUAUACCACCAGUCGCUAUGAUACAAGGAUCUAUCUUUUAAACAUAUAAUGAACUGUAAAAAGUGGAUUCAUUUGAUUUUGUGGUAAUCAUAUUUGUAUGGUUAGAUGCUUUAGUAUUGUUUAACACCUUUCAUGGUUGACUCGCUUGCUUCUAUCAAAGUUACUGGAAGAAUGUUUAUCACUGUGUAAUUUCUACAUCACUAGCCAUGAAAAUUGCCACAAAAAGAAAUCUAUAUAUCACUCUGUACUAUGGUUGUUGUCUGUUAAAUUCCAUAUUGUUACAUAUCUCACCACAGAAAGACCAAAUUGUUGUUGAAAUAAAAUUGUUUAUAUCAUUAUUUA
This is a messenger RNA of Mytilus californianus (California mussel), 7386 nucleotides long. Its product is annotated as 5-phosphohydroxy-L-lysine phospho-lyase-like. Gene Ontology annotation, molecular function: pyridoxal phosphate binding; transaminase activity. Gene Ontology annotation, cellular component: mitochondrion. Bases 127 to 1587 code for a protein of 486 amino acids. NCBI's taxonomy places the organism in Eukaryota, Metazoa, Mollusca, Bivalvia, Mytilida, Mytilidae. The record is from RefSeq and is a predicted model, not a curated record. The transcript has 12 exons.